Molecule: messenger RNA, 2020 nt
Organism: Anopheles coluzzii
Lineage: Eukaryota; Metazoa; Arthropoda; Insecta; Diptera; Culicidae
Product: vesicular integral-membrane protein VIP36
Exons: 4
Coding region: 291-1298 (335 amino acids)
Biological process (GO): endoplasmic reticulum organization; Golgi organization; endoplasmic reticulum to Golgi vesicle-mediated transport
Cellular component (GO): endoplasmic reticulum-Golgi intermediate compartment; endoplasmic reticulum membrane; COPII-coated ER to Golgi transport vesicle
Molecular function (GO): D-mannose binding
Source: RefSeq, a predicted model, not a curated record
ACACACGCACGGGCUUGUCAUUUCGUGUUGGUGUUUUGUUAUUUAGCGACUUCGCCUUAUCAUCGUUUCAUUAACUAAUAAAACGAAAAAUUAACUGUGAAUCGACUUAGUCUGGAGCCGCGCGGGUUAAAAGCUUAUUCUGUACAGUCUCGGAAGGUUAAUCGCUUCACAAAUACUGCCGCCUGCCUGCCUGCUCAAUCAUUGUUCUAGUUACAACUGUACUAGAAGCAACAUCGACGAGUAAACGUAAUACAUCCAUUGCGACAAGCCAAGGCGGAACAGCGAAAGACAUGCAAAUGUUUGGCAUCGAUAGUAGAAAAGCCACAACCUUCCCGGCGUAUGUGGUAUCUGGACUUCUGUUGCUGCUAUUUGUACGACGCAGUUCGCAACAAAGCGAUUACAAUGACUACAUGAAACGAGAGCAUUCCCUUUUCAAACCCUACCAAGGAUCGGGCAUGACAAUACCGUACUGGGAUUUCAUAGGUACGACUUUCGUAACGAACUCUUACGUUCGGCUGACGCCGGAUCUGCAAUCGAAGAAUGGCGCCAUUUGGAAUCAUGUGCCCUGCACAUCUAUAAAUUGGGAGCUCCAGGUUAACUUUAAGGUACACGGCAAGGGCAAGGAUCUGUACGGCGAUGGCUUUGCACUUUGGUAUUCCCGGGAUCGGUUACAAACUGGACCGGUGUUCGGCAGCAAGGACAAUUUUAUGGGACUCGCCAUCAUCCUGGACACGUACAGCAACCACAACGGUCCGCAUAACCACCAGCACCCGUACAUUAGUGCCAUGGUGAAUAAUGGUAGCCUUUCGUACGAUCACGAUCGUGACGGGACGCACACCCAGAUAGCAGGAUGCGAGGCCAAAUUCCGGAAUGUGGAAUUUGACACGCAGAUCAACAUCCGGUACGAGAACGAUGUGCUGACCGUGUUUACCGAUCUGGAAAACAAGGCCACAUGGAAAGAGUGCUUCCGAGUGGAGGGCGUUAAACUGCCGACCGGAUACUACUUCGGUGCAUCGGCGACCACAGGAGACCUGUCCGAUAAUCACGAUAUCAUAUCGAUCAAGUUCUUCGAACUUGAGGCUCCGUCACUACUGGCCGAGGACCGCCGUCAAAUCGUACCGUCGGCAGCUACUUUCGAAGCACCGCGCGAACACAAAGACGAUCCCAAGCCUGGCAUGUCGAACGUGAAAAUAUUCUUCCUUAUUCUUCUCUCCAUGCUGAUAGUCGUUGUGUUGGUUGUGAUAGGCAUUAUGUUCUAUCAGAAACACCAGGAAAACGCUCGGAAGCGGUUCUACUAAGAGUGCGCUCAGUUCAGCCAGGGGAAACUAUCUUUGUCUCGUACGGUCGAAUAUCUCUCUCGAAGACCAACCGUGACCGAAUCACACGUUAGAAGUGACGAAUACGCAACAUGUACCAAACAAAUCAGAACAUUUAGACAAAUUGCUGUACGUAAGCGAGGGGACAAGCAUUCGAGAGGAGGUGGUUGUUCGUACAGAUUGCAGUGAGAUGGACCAUGAGUUGGUAGAUAAAUGCUUAAACGAAAAGCGAAGACAAACAAACAUAACCAUCACCGUUAUUUGCUCCAGCACCAUUUCUGCUCUUCAUCACCAUGACUGCAGAGAGAGGCCAUUUCCUUUUGUUGUGAAUCACAUAUUUUUUCACACUAUCAUUUACUGAAUUUGCUGUGAAAGUAUGUCUUUAAGUAAAUCCCGCUCAGGCUAGGAUGAAUUUUCAUUAUUAUGAACCAUACAAAUCCCCUUUGGGCAGAAGAGACGAAACGAGCAUACGAAAUCAUCCAAAUCGUACACCUUCUAUGGUGGACGACACUGAGCGUGUGUGGAUUUUUAAAGGACUGCAGUCUUUGUUUUUGUGUUGUAUGCAUGAAUUAUAAUUAUGGAUUUCCGGUUAUUAAUCUUAGCGUGUAUUCCUACUGAAUCGCAGUCUUGAAGGGGGCUUUAUGGAUAAGGAAAUAAGUGGUAGGUUAACAAUUGUCCAAUAAAAUCGAACGAUGAACAUACAA